AUGGAACUUUUUAGCAUUGGUGUACCUGAAAAUACUAGUCAUGUGAUUAGUGGAUAUAAAUCAUCUGGUGGAUACUAUGCCUAUACCAAACCUACAGAUAACCUUAAGAAAGAAGCAUUGGCAAAUAUACUUAACAAUUCUAAUAUUGAUAAAGAUUUAACAAAUAUUACAUCUGAAAGUAAGGAAUAUUUAAGUGAUAAUGAUAAUAAUUCACAAGAAUUUUAUAGAAAUUUUCAUACUACUCAUGAGAUUUUAGAUAAAAGCAUUACUUCUCACAAAUGGGCUCUUAAAAUUACUAAUAAUUAA
Molecule: messenger RNA, 306 nt
Organism: Dentiscutata erythropus
Lineage: Eukaryota; Fungi; Glomeromycota; Glomeromycetes; Diversisporales; Gigasporaceae
Source: the annotation of a GenBank genome assembly